GUCCAAAUCCAAUUGUUUUUGCUGGGUUAUUAGCGACUGGGAAGCGUGGCGGCUUCCUGAUCACAAUUCUGAUAGAGAACGCCAAUGGUAACCGAAUCAAGAAAACAACCCACCAAAGUUCCAGUUUCCAGCCAGCCAUGGCUUCCAUGGCACAGUUCUGUUACAUUCUCGGUCCAUCAAGCCCUAAACUCAACCACAGAAGUGUCAGAUUCUGCAACCAGAAUCUCACCCGUAGAAAGAAUGCAUUUCCUUCUCCCAGUCUCGCUUUUAGUUCAAACCCAUCAGUACCAUCCUCCUCCACCAUCUCCUGUUCUGCUGCUAAUAAUAAGCCCUCUUCUCCCUCUGACAUUAGUUCUGAUGCCAAGUUAAGAAGUGAAGUUCUGUCUCCCUUUCGUUCUGUCCGAAUGUUCUUUUACCUUGCGUUCAUCUCAAGUGCCGGUUUGGGAGGAUUAAUAGCUCUCUCACAAUUAAUUGGUGCCUUAGCUAAUCCGGCAAGGUCACCUGAAGUCCCCGAGAUUCUGAAAAGUGUUGGUAUAGAUGUUGGAGCUGUAUCUCUAUUUGCAUUUCUGUAUUCUAGGGAGAAUUCUGCUAAGAAUGCACAAUUGGCUAAACUGUCUAGAGAGGAAAGCCUCUCAAAGCUUAAGCUUCGAGUGGAUGAAAGUAGGAUUAUUUCUCUUAGUGAUUUGAGAGGAAUUACACGUCUGGUGAUUUGUGCUGCUCCAGCUUCCUUCAUUGAAGAAGCUUUCAAAUUAAGUGAGCCUUUCACUGAGAGUCUUAUGGACCGCGGGGUGCUUGUUGUGGCUUUUGCAACGGAUGGUAAUUUGCCUACGUUUGAAUUUGAUGCGAGUGAGGAAAUGAAAGAAAUCACUGCAAAGAGGAAGAGGCUUUGGCAAUUGGCUCCUGUUUAUGUUUCCGACUGGGACAAGUGGCUGGAUGAACAAAAGAAAUUGGCUGGUGUAUCCCCUGAAUCUCCUGUGUACUUGUCUCUACGGUUGGAUGGCCGUGUACGUGGAAGUGGAGUCGGCUAUCCUCCUUGGAAUGCAUUUGUUGCACAAUUACCACCUGUAAAGGGGAUAUGGUCAGGUCUACUUGAUGGUAUGGAUGGAAGAGUUCUUUGAAGAAAGGUUAGUUGCCUUUUGAGUUUGCUCUAGAUUGCGGAUCCUGCAGUUGUGAUCUUCAUUGAUCUACUAUUAUCAUGAUGAUAUGCCCGUAGCAGAAAGAACUAAUUUUGUUCUUAACUUGGUAUCGAAAUAUGUUGCAGCAUCUCACGAACAUGCUAUGCAAUUCCACCAAUGAAUUAUUUUUGAAUCUUCUUAUUAUGUUCAUGUAGUAACUAUGAUAUUUGGAGUCUAGGAAUUGAAGCUGAUCAAUCCUGGAAAGGCUUUUUCUCAACUCGCAUCAAUUCAUUCGCAAAAUAUGGCUCUUUGCUCCGCUAGUGUAUUUCAUAUUUACUUCUAACCGCAGAUUUUGCAAGGAUCUGCUCAGCAUAUUGUAAAAACUCAACGCAAACCCAUCUUAACGAAGACAAUUUUGUGUACAUGUAUACCGUUGUUUAUAUCGCUUUUGUGUCUAAGAUUCCUCGAAGUUAU
Rubroshorea leprosula is the source of this 1589-nucleotide messenger RNA. The record is from the annotation of a GenBank genome assembly. NCBI's taxonomy places the organism in Eukaryota, Viridiplantae, Streptophyta, Magnoliopsida, Malvales, Dipterocarpaceae.